Moneuplotes crassus is the source of this 861-nucleotide messenger RNA. The record is from the annotation of a GenBank genome assembly. NCBI's taxonomy places the organism in Eukaryota, Ciliophora, Spirotrichea, Euplotida, Euplotidae.
UUUAAAAAUGGGUUGUGGAAGUUCAACAGGAAGUGAUGGAAGGAUUAGAAUGCAAAAGACUAAGCUACCAGGAAUGGACGAGGUCUUUGAUGAAGUGCAGGGCUUUGUAGAUGAAAUUUAUGAGAUCCAAGAUCCCAUCGAUGAUGCCUUAGAGAAUCUGUUAUGGUAUACCAAUUUUCAUAAGACUGUUGGAGCAACGGCUCAUCACUGUUGUGUUGGUAUUGUCUUCUCUCUUGCUGCAGCUACUAAUGGAGCAGGUGUUGAAAAUUUGUUUGAGGUGAAGCCAGCCUCUCCUUUCUUGGAAUUAAACAAGAGUAGUGCUCAAGGAGAUACUAUUAAAGCAAUUGAUGCUUUCACAGAUUACAUAAAAGCUCUAACUGCCGCAAAAGACAGAAUUGAACCCCUUGCAGAUAAGGCCAAGAGUUUUGCUGAGAAAGCUCCAGAUCUGCCAGGAAAGUGCAAGGAUGAUAUUUCAAAUUCUAAGGAUCUUGGAAUGAUGGAGAAGGCCAAAGCUGCCAAGAAUACAGCAUCUAACAGUAAGCACAUGGCUAAACUCCCAUCUCUUGUAACUGGGCUGAAGGAUACCAUCCAAGAAGCUUUUGAAUCAGUUCAAGGAGCAGGAAAAGAACUCAAUGCUAAGAAGGAUAAGCUUUCUGACAUCGGGAAGGAUUGUGCUGCUAAAAAGCUUGAGUAUCCAAAGGACUGUUAUCUUGAAUUCGGAGAUCCAAUUAAUGUUGAUGGAAAUGCUAAAAAGAAGCAUGCUGCUCAACAGAAAAAAAUGAAGAAGAAGGAAGCAGGUAAAAAGAAGGAUACUGCGAAGUAGAUCAUAAUUAUAUUUCAUAAGAAGUUCCAUCUUAUGUU